GCAACAGGGACAGGGCUGCCGUUGUAAAAGUCCCUGGUGUUUACUCUUUACGGAAUAGCCAGGAUAUAUGCUUUCAUACUAGAGAGACUCGUUGCCCUGUUCUCCUCUACAGAGUUUAUACAAUACGACUCACUGAGUUUACAUGACACGACAGCAAUCAAAUGGGACGGGGCUGCCCGGAUGUCGGUUCUGCAGUCUUGAGAUGCCCUGGUCUACAUACAUUGUCUACGGCUCAAAAGAGGAUAUAAUGCCGCCGUUACCGGCUGCUCUCGUCCCGGCGGACACAGCCUGCGAGACAACGACUCAAGAUGCGUCUUUUCAGCAGAGUCGUAACCGCUGUCGUCUUGCUUCAGCAAGUCUACGGACUCAGCCAGCGACAAGUAACGCACCUCGAAACUUCACCGAAAUCUCGUCUAGCCAAACGGGAUGACGACACGACGGGCGUUAUUGGGGGUACAUUCGACCAGCUGAUCGAUCACGAUGAACCUUCUCGAGGCACAUUCAAGCAACGGUACUGGUACAGCCUUAAUUACGCGAAUGGCACCAACCCUCCUGUCGUGUUCAUAUCUCCCAUCGACGCUGAGGCUGAACAAGUGAAGUUCUGGUUGCACGAUGACUAUGUCAUUGGCGGCAUGAUUGCACGACGCAUUGGAGCUGUGAUGCUGCUGCUUGAGGAUCGAUAUUUCGGUCAAUCGUCGCCAUAUCAGCAACUCACAACUGAGAAUAUGAAGUACUACACCGAGGAUCAGAUGAUGCGCGAUAAGGUAUACUUUGCUGAAAAUGUCAAACUACCAUUUGCGAAAAAUGAUAGUGCCAGGCCGGCCAAGGUGCCCUGGGUUCACACAGGAUGCUCAGGACAGGGAAAUCGAGUCUUGUUCACGCAGAAACUGUCUCCAGGUACAUUCUGGGCGAGCUGGGCGUCAAGCGCACCACCGCAAGCGAUCUCUGACUACUGGAGGUACUUUGACGCUGCCAAAGCAUAUCUGCCCAAGAACUGUACAGCAGAUGUCGAGAAGGUCAUUGAACAUCUGGACAAUGUCAUGUUUAACGGCUCGGCAGAGGAAAUCCAGCAAAUUAAGGAAGACUUCGGGGCUCCUGAUCUCAAACACAACGAUGAUUUUAUGAACCUCCUCAACUAUGGACCACAGUCUUAUCAGGGCGCUUCUUUACGCAUAUACGAUACGUGGAAGUUCUGCGAUUACGUCGAGAAUGCCGUUGGUGUUACAGACAAGUCUAAGCUCCCAGGCUCAGGAGGCGUUGGUCUGGAAAAGGCACUGGAAGGAUAUGCCCGCUGGACUAAAGAGGUCUACAUCCCUGGGAAAUGUGAGGAUCGAGGUCCCUGGAAGGGGGUCAACAACACGGGCUGCUUCAACUUUGGUGACGCUGACAGUUUGGUCUACGCCAAUAAGACACUGGCCAAUCCGGGCAUUGCAGAUACGCUGCAAUUUCAAUGGCUCAUCUGUAACGAGCCUGAAGAGUUCUGGCAGACGGGUUCACCAGAGGGCACACCGACACUGGUCUCACGCUUGGUGGACAGGGAGUACUUCAGGAAGACAUGUGCGCGUUAUUUCCCUCCUGGUCCUAAUGGAGAGACCUACGGCCUGGCCGAAGGAAAGACCACAGAAUCAUGGAACGCUCACUACGGAGGCUGGAGCGACCCUUCUGCGUACGUGAAGAGGACUGUCUUGGUUGAUGGUCUGUAUGAUCCUUGGCGGGCGGCGGGAUUUUCUUCUUCACAAAGACCUGGAGGUGUGCUGGGCAACAGCACCUACAUCAAACACUUUUUGAAUCCCUUGGGCAAUCACUGUACAGAUAUGUAUCGUAAUGCCGGUACUAUUUGGCCAGAGGUCAAGGCCAUCCAGGAGGCUGGCAUUAAUCAGAUUGUGAAGUGGGUUGCGGAGUUUCCCAAGAAUAAGUGAACAUUAGGGGAAUGAAGGACGUGGAUGAAUGAAAUGGCUUGGGGAGUUUGGUGGUGAAGCAAAGGGCGAUGAGUAGGAUGAAUCGCUGAUCGACGCUACUAGUGAGUCCGAGGGUUUUUGAUAGAUGAUCGUGUAAGUCGAGAUGUUUUAUCUAAGACAUGCCAAUUAAGGGAGAUAAAAACAUAUAUUCCCGCGUAUAGAAUCUGAUCUCGAGCUUGAUAAUUCAUCAUUGUCUUAAGACUUGCUUUUUAUUUCUUCUUGUUCUGUAUCUCCUAGACCACCAC
Fusarium verticillioides 7600 is the source of this 2203-nucleotide messenger RNA. RefSeq lists its product as hypothetical. Lineage: Eukaryota; Fungi; Ascomycota; Sordariomycetes; Hypocreales; Nectriaceae. The transcript is spliced from 2 exons. Bases 309 to 1919 code for a protein of 536 amino acids. Gene Ontology annotation, biological process: proteolysis. The record is from RefSeq and is a predicted model, not a curated record. Gene Ontology annotation, molecular function: dipeptidyl-peptidase activity; serine-type exopeptidase activity.